Molecule: messenger RNA, 1413 nt
Organism: Ruditapes philippinarum (Manila clam)
Lineage: Eukaryota; Metazoa; Mollusca; Bivalvia; Venerida; Veneridae
Exons: 1
Coding region: 1-1413 (470 amino acids)
Biological process (GO): proteasome-mediated ubiquitin-dependent protein catabolic process; protein polyubiquitination
Molecular function (GO): ubiquitin protein ligase activity
Source: RefSeq, a predicted model, not a curated record
AUGGAAGAUUUUAACCGAAAGGAAAAGUCUAAUAUUCAAGGGUACACAAUAUGUAAGGCUAACCACGCAUCAAGCGCCAGUAGGGAUGAAUACAAAGCGUUCGUUAGGAGAAUUGAAAAGCUUCUCACUGUGGUGAAAACGACAAAAGAAGAAAUAGAUAACAACAGUAGAGAAGUUACAACCGCUUAUACCGACGCUGUUAGAGACAUUAAAAAGUACCGUGAAGACAUCGAUGCAUAUUUAGACGAAAUGGAGCGGAAUCUGCUAGAAAGAUGUCACAAUAUAAAUCAGGAAAAUGAGAAAGCAAUAAAAAAGUUAGAUGUUGAAUUUAAAACCAUGCAGUACGAGUUAGAUACAGUGAAUUCUAGUCUAAAAUCUCACGAGAGACUAUCUGCUGACAUGGUUCUAACAGCAAAUGAAACAAGUUCACAUUUAAAGGGUAUUAUUCAAGAGUUAAAGUCAGACAAUGGUGACACUAAACUGCAACUGUGUUUAUUUAAAAGAAGUAAAGCCAUCAGGGAUAUGGUUGUGUCUAGGAAAGCUAUAGGGAAACUAGAAGUGACGCUUACGGAACCUUCUUUUCACUUAGACAAAAAGAAUUUAUACGACAUGGCGUAUAACGGUAGAGGAGAAAUCAAAGUGAAAUCUAAAACUGAUAAAAAGGAUUGUUACAUUACCAGCAUAAUUGUGAUUUCUAGCGGAAUAAUUGCUUGUGCAGAUUGGGCAAACAAUUCGGUUAAACUGGUGGACGUAAAAACCGCACUUGUGUUGUCAGAAAUCCAUCUAGCAUCCCCUCCUUGGGAUCUUGCACAAAUUUCAAAAGACCAGAUUGCAGUUACAGUAACAAGCGAGAACAAGAUUCAGUUUCUUAACAAAACAAACGGCUUUACGAAAGGUCACAGUAUUGAUGUUGUGGGCAGAUGUCGAGGAAUUGCCUACAACAAUGACAAUCUUGUUGUAUCGUACGACGACCCUUCGAAAGUUGAGAUCAUGAAUCUACACGGGAAGGUUUUGCGUUGUUUAAAAGCAGAUGCGUCAGGAAUUCCCCUUUUUGAACGGCCUUACUAUGUCAUGUCCAGUUCAGACGGUGAAAGUGUAUAUGUCUCUGAUAAUGAGAAACAUUCGGUAACACGACUUGCAUACGAUGGUGAAAUACUCGCUACUUAUAAGGACACGGAGUUACGGUGUCCAAGGGGAUUAGUCGUGUGUAGAGAUGGUUCUCUUCUUGUGUGUAGCUCGCACGGUCAUAGCGUUCACCUGAUCUCGUCGGAAUGCAAUAAGUUGAAGAUUAUGCUGCGACGGAAGGAAGGUGGCGAAUUUUGCCAGGCUAUUUGUUAUUUUGAUGCAUCUGACACUUUGUACCUCAGUAACUUUACUUUAAGCGACCAGAUACGUGUGUACAAAUUCACAUGA